Molecule: messenger RNA, 1796 nt
Organism: Suncus etruscus (white-toothed pygmy shrew)
Lineage: Eukaryota; Metazoa; Chordata; Mammalia; Eulipotyphla; Soricidae
Gene: SHF
Product: Src homology 2 domain containing F
Exons: 7
Coding region: 1-1449 (482 amino acids)
Molecular function (GO): phosphotyrosine residue binding
Source: RefSeq, a predicted model, not a curated record
AUGCUGCUGAGCGGAGCUGCUCCGGCGGGCUCCGGCCCCGCAUCGCGGGCGCAGGGCGGCGCGGGGGGCUCGCGGCGGGGCGCGGGGGGCGCGGGCGCUGGCCCGGGCGGGGGCGGCGGCGUGGCCAAGUGGCUGCGGGAGCACCUGGGCUUCCGCGGGGCCGGCAGCGGGGGCAAGCCGGCGCCCCCCGAGCCGGACUACCGGGCGCCCGCGCCCUCGCCCGCCGCGCCCGCCGCGCCCCCCGCGCCCUCCCCGGACAUCCUGGCCGCCUACCGGCUGCAGCGGGAGCGCGACUUCGAGGACCCCUACUCGGGGGGCCCGUCCGGCUCCGGCUCGGCCGUCCCCGCCGCCCCCGGCCCCGCGCCGCCCCCGCGCCACGCCUCACCCCCGCACCGCCUGAUCCGCGUCGAGACCCCGGGGCCCCCCGCGCCGCCCCCCGACGAGCGGACCUCCGCGCCCCCCGCCUGCAGCGACAGGCUGGCCAUCCUCGAAGACUAUGCAGACCCGUUUGACAUCCAGGAGACAGAUGAGAGCCCAGCAGGAGCUCCUGGAGCCUCCGAGAAGGUCCCUGAAAAUGAUGGCUACAUGGAGCCCUAUGAGGCCCAGAAGAUGAUGGCUGAGAUUCGGGGCUCCAAGGACCCAGCCUCAGCUCAGCCCCUGCCACUGUAUGACACACCCUAUGAGCCAGAGGAAGAGGGAGCCACCCCAGAGGGUGAGGGGGCCUCCUGGCCAAGGGAAUCUCGACUACCUGAGGAUGAUGAGAGGCCCCCUGAAGAGUAUGACCAGCCCUGGGAGUGGAAGAAGGAGAGGAUUUCCAAAGCCUUUGCUGUUGAUAUUAAGGUCAUCAAAGACCUACCUUGGCCUCCACCUGUGGGACAGCUGGACAGCAGCCCCUCCCUGCCCGACGGGGACAGGGACAUCUCCGGUCCAGCCUCACCCCUCCCCGAACCCAGCCUGGAGGACAGCAGCGCCCAAUUUGAAGGAUCCGAGAAGAGCUGCCUGUCACCUGGCCGUGAGGAGAAGGGGCGGCUGCCUCCCCGACUCUCCCUAGGGAACCCCAAGCCAGCCAAGCCCCUAAGCCUGGAGCCCGGCAGCCCCCUGGGGGAGUGGACAGACCCAGCACUACCUUUGGAAAACCAGGUCUGGUACCACGGGGCCAUCAGUCGAACCGAUGCGGAGAACCUGCUCCGGCUGUGCAAAGAGGCCAGCUACCUGGUGCGCAACAGCGAGACCAACAAGAAUGACUUCUCGCUCUCUCUCAAGAGCAGUCAGGGCUUCAUGCACAUGAAGCUGUCUCGGACCAAGGAACACAAGUAUGUCCUGGGCCAGAACAGCCCUCCCUUCAGCAGCGUCCCCGAAAUCGUCCACCACUAUGCCAGCCGCAAGCUGCCCAUCAAGGGGGCCGAGCACAUGUCCCUGCUGUACCCCGUGGCCAUCCGGACUCUGUAGAGGGGAGGCCCGGGCACUCGGACAAAUCAAGGACCUGCCCUGUGCCUGUCCCCAGGCCUCAGGACAUGAUCUCUCCCUUCCUUCCCUUUCCUUGAUGGGUGGGGUGCCAGAAGAGAGAAUGAGGAGGAGGAGGUCUGCUGGAAGGAAGAGUCCUUAAUUUAUUCUAAAGGGGAAGAAGGGCUGCCAGGACCUGGGAGGUCGAGUCCAUCCCUGGGGAGUCAGAAAGACACCUGGAGGAAGGGGAAUCCGAGUUCACCACCAGUCCCAUUCUGGGGCAGAGGUGAUGACCUUCUCCCAGGCCAGAGGUGAGAAAUAAAGUGCGUCCUGCCAGGCCAAGCCAGGCCCCG